AUGGUGGCCAGCGCACCCCGGGCCCUGGGCCUGGGCGGCCCGGGGGCCUUCACCGCCCUGCUGCUCCUGCUCCCGGCCCCCUGGGCCCUCCAUGCUGUCCAGACACCUGCACCCCCGGCCUGUGGGAAGCCCCAGCAGCUGAACCGCAUCGUGGGCGGCGAGGACAGCGUGGACGCCGAGUGGCCCUGGGUCGUGAGCCUCCGGAAGAACGGCUCUCACCACUGCGCCGGCUCCCUGCUCACCAGCCGCUGGGUGGUCACCGCCGCCCACUGCUUCAAGGGCCACCUGAACAAGCCCUCCGACUUCUCGGUGCUGCUGGGGGCCUGGCAGCUGGGGAACCCCGGCCCGCGGGCCCAGGAGGUGGGGAUCGCCUGGGCGCACCCCCACCCCGUGUACUCCUGGAGGGACGCGACGCAGGCUGACAUCGCCCUGGUGCGACUGGAGCGCCCCGUCCAGUUCUCCGAGCGGGUCCUGCCCAUCUGCCUGCCGGACGCCUCCGUGAAGCUGCCUCCCGACACUGACUGCUGGAUCGCCGGCUGGGGCAGCGUCCACGACGGAGUGGCCCUGUCCCACCCCCAGACCCUGCAGAAGCUGAAGGUGCCCAUCAUUGACCCUGAAGUCUGUGGCCGCCUCUACUGGCGAGGAGCGGGGCAGGGGGCCAUCACAGAGGACAUGCUGUGCGCCGGCUACCUGGAGGGUGAACGUGACGCCUGUCUGGGCGACUCCGGGGGACCCCUGAUGUGCCAGGUCGAGGGUACCUGGCUGCUGGCAGGCAUCAUCAGCUGGGGCGAGGGCUGUGCAGAGCGGAACCGCCCCGGCGUCUACAUCAGCCUGAAUGCACACAAGAGCUGGGUGUAG
Molecule: messenger RNA, 858 nt
Organism: Condylura cristata (star-nosed mole)
Lineage: Eukaryota; Metazoa; Chordata; Mammalia; Eulipotyphla; Talpidae
Product: brain-specific serine protease 4-like
Exons: 7
Coding region: 1-858 (285 amino acids)
Biological process (GO): proteolysis
Molecular function (GO): serine-type endopeptidase activity
Source: RefSeq, a predicted model, not a curated record